Messenger RNA from Cygnus atratus (black swan), 4278 nucleotides. It is a transcript of the gene TONSL, whose product is annotated as tonsoku like, DNA repair protein. NCBI's taxonomy places the organism in Eukaryota, Metazoa, Chordata, Aves, Anseriformes, Anatidae. Gene Ontology annotation, molecular function: protein binding. The record is from RefSeq and is a predicted model, not a curated record.
AUGGCGCCACCGCGACGUCAGCGCGGCGUCAUCAUGGGCGAUCACGGCGUCACCGUGGUGGCAGCGUGGCACCGGCGCGGCGCCAUCGCGACGACGGCGUGGAUGAUCGCGGCGUCAUCGCGCUGCCCUCGCGGCGUCCCCGUGCCUCAGCUGCAGAAGGCGAAGGAGAAGCUGCGGCGCGGCGGCGGUGGCGGCGGCGCGGAGGAGGCGGCGCUGUGCAACCAGCUGGGAGAGCUCCUGGCCAGCCAUGGGCGCUACGCGGAGGCGCUGGAGGAGCACCGGCGCGAGCUGCGGCUGCUGGAGGCGGCGGGCGACGGGCUGGGCUGCGCCGUGGCGCACCGCAAGAUCGGCGAGCGCCUGGCCGAGCUGGGCAGCUACGAGGCGGCGCUGGAGCACCAGCGGCGGCACCUGGAGCUGGCGCGCGCCCUGGGGGACGCGGCGGAGCAGCAGCGCGCCUGGGCCACCAUCGGGCGCACGCACAUGUUCGUGGCCGAGAGCCGCGGCGGCGGCGGGGAGGAGGAGGCGGAGGGGGGGGAGGAGGUGACGGCGGCGCUGCGCGAGGCCGAGGGCGCCUUCCGCACCAGUUUGGCCAUCGUGGAGGAGAAACUGGAGGGAGCGGUGCCGCGCCGGGAGCUGGCGGCGAUGCGCACGCGGCUCUACCUCAACCUGGGGCUGGUGUACGACAGCCUGCGGGACGCGGGGCGCCGCGGGCGCUACCUGCAGCGCAGCGUCUUCGUGGCGGAGCGGGCGCGCCUGGACGAGGACCUGCAGCGCGCCUACUUCAACCUGGGCGCCAUCCACCUGCGGCAGGGCCAGCACCCCCAGGCCCUGCGCUGCCUCCAGCGCGCCCGCGACUGCGCCCGCCGCAUGCAGGACAAGGCGCUGGAGAGCGAGUGCUGCAGCAGCACGGCGCAGGUCCUGCUGAGCCUCGGAGACUUCGCGGCCGCCAAGCGCUCGCUGAGGACGGCGUACGCGCUGGGCUCGCGGCAGCCCCACCAGCGGCACCUCGUGCGCUCCAACCUGCGCUACGCCACCAAGGUGACGCGGCUGCAGGAGGCGCUGGAGGAGGCGGCGGGCGAGCCGGCGGCGGCGAUGGCGCUGUGCGAGCGGCUGGGGGACGUCUUCUCCAGGCACGGGGACUUCAGGAGGGCCCUGGAGCACUACCAGCGGCAGCUGAGCUACGCCGAGGCGCUGGGCCGCCCCGCGCCCGAGCUGGCCGCCAUCCACGUCUCGCUGGCCACCACCUUCGGCGACCUGCAGGAGCCCGCGCGCGCCGAGCACCACUACCGGCAGGAGCUGGCGCUGCACCGCGGCGACGCCCUGGAGGAGGGGAGGACGUGGCUGAGCAUUGCGCUGGCCAAGGAGGAGGCGGGCGAGCCCCGCGCCGAGCUGGAGGCCUGCCUCGGGACGGCGCUGGAGCGGGCGGAGGCGGCGGGCGAGCUGCGGCUGCAGCGUCAGGUCCUGCGGCACCUCCACGCGCUGCAGCAGCGGGCCGGCAGCGCCGAGGCCGCCGACACCAUGGCGAGGCUGCAGGGUCUGCCGGGGGGCGAGGAAGAGGAGGAGGAGGAAGAGCAGGAGAGCAGCGAGGCCCCUGAGGAGGAGAGCGACCUGGAGCUGUCGGAGAGCGGUGAGGGGCGCCCGGGGGUUCCCUGGAAGGGGGAGGACGACGAGCUCGACGGCUACACCAAGAGCGUCCCCGGCCGCCGGCGCAUCUGCAAGUGGAACCGCCGCAACGACCGGGGCGAGACCCCGCUGCACCGCGCCUGCAUCGAGGGCGACCUGCGGCGGGUGCAGCUCUACCUUAAGCAGGGGCACCCCCUGAACCCCCGCGACUACUGCGGCUGGACCCCGCUGCACGAAGCCUGCAACCACGGGCACCUGGAGAUCGUGCGGCUGCUGCUGGACCGGGGGGCGGCCGUGGACGACCAGGGGGGGCCGGGCUGCGAGGGCAUCACCCCCCUGCACGACGCGCUGGGCUGCGGCCACUUCGAGGUGGCCGAGCUGCUGGUGCAGCGCGGGGCCUCGCUGGCCGCCCGGAACGCCAAGGGCCUGACGCCGCUGGGGACGCUGGAGGAGUGGAUCGGGCUCUACGGCAAGGAGCUGGACCAGGAGACGUGGCAGCGGUGCCGGGCCAUGGAGCGCCUGCUCAAGGAGACGGCGGGCGGCGCGCCCGCCGCCCCCCGGGACUCGCAGCUCUUCGACGCCGAGCUCUCGGAGCCCCUCAUCGCGGGCGGCGAGGACGCGGCGGGGGCGCAGCCGGAGCCGGGGGACCCCGACACGUCCCCGGCCAUGUCCCCGCUGCGGCCGGCGCGGAAGCGGCCGCGGGGAGCGGAGGCAGCGGCGCCGGACCCGGCCGCCCCCGCCGGGGGCCAGGCUGAGUACGAAGCCGCCAUCCGCGGCCUGGGCAGCACCAGGUCCCUCCCGGUCCCCGUCCCCGUCCCCGUCCCCACGGCGUCCCCGCGGCCGGCGCUGAUCCCGGCCGAGGAGUACGUGGAGGACUGGCUGGAGGACGACCUGGCGGCGGCGGUGGCGGCGGCGCGAGGGGCGCGGAAGCGCUCGCGCCGGGAGCCGGGGGACGGAGCCGGGGAGCCCGGUGCCGCGCGGCGCCGCCAGAACCGCCCCCCGCCCCCUGGCCCUGCCCUGCCGCCCCCCAUCCGAGUGCGGGUCCGGGUGCAGGACAACGUCUUCCUCAUCCCUGUGCCCCACGCGGCAGCGACGGCCGCUGCCGUGGGCUGGCUGGCGGCGCAGGCGGCCGAGCGCUACUACCAGGCGUGCGGGCUGCUGCCGCGCCUCACCCUGACCAAGGAGGGGGCCCUGCUGGCCCCCCAGGACCUGGUGGGGGACGUGCUGCAGAGCAACGAGGAGGUGCUGGCCGAGGUGCAGUGCUGGGACCUGCCGCCCCUGGCCGAGCGCUACCGCAAGGCGUGCCGGAGCCUGGCCCUGGGUGAGGAGCAGCUGCUGCUGAAGGCGACGGAGCUGCAGGAGCAGAGCCCCGCGUUCAGCGCCGGGGGCCUGGCCCCGCGCCCCCCCCAGCUCCCGCCGCUGCUGCGGGCGCUGAAGCUGCAGGCGCCCCUGCGGCAGCUGCGCCUGGGGGGCUGCGGGCUGGCCGACGGGCACGGCGCCGAGCUCAGCGCCGCGCUCAGCACCCUGCCCGGCCUCGUCCUCCUCGACCUCUCCGGCAACCGGCUCGGCGCCCGGGGGCUGCAGCACCUCGCCGAGCCCGGCCCCGGUCCCCGCCGCCGGCAGAGCCUGGAGGAGCUGGACCUGAGCCUGAACCCGCUGGGCGACGCCGGCUGCCGGCCGCUGGCGCUGCUGCUGCGCGCCUGCCCCGCGCUCACCGCGCUGCGCCUGCGCGCCUGCGGCUUCGCCGACGGCUUCUCCCGGCACUGCCGCCUCGGGCUGAGCGACGCCCUGGCAGGAGCGUCGCAGCUGCGGGCGCUGGCGCUGUCCUGCAACGCGUUGGGCGCAGCGGGGCUGGAGCCGCUCCUGCGCGGCCUCCCCGCCGGCACGCUCGGGCACCUGGACAUCGGCUCCGUGGCGGGGCCGGACCCCCGGCCCCUCGCCGCCGCCGUCGGCAGCUUCCUGGAGCGGGGCGGCUGCGCGCUCGCGCACCUCGCGCUGUCCGGGAACGGCUUGGACGACGCGGCCGUCGCCGAGGUGGCCAGGCGCCUCCCCGCCUGCCCCUCCCUGGUCUCGCUGGACCUCUCGGCCAACCCCGGCAUCAGCGCCGUGGGCCUGCGGACGCUGCUGUCGGCGCUGGGCGAGCGGAGCCAGGGGCUGCGGUACCUCAGCCUGGCAGGCUGCUCCGUGGAGGGGCCCCUGGACGGCACCACCUGGGCCAGGGCGGCCGCCGGCGUGCGGGACCUGCGGCUCUGCGGCCGCGGCGUGAGCCGGCGCGACCAGCGGGACGCGGGGCAGGCCUGGCGCGGGCCCCCCGGCACCGGCCUCUGCGCCGUCACGCGCCACCGCAAGCUCUUCUGUACCAGCCUCUGAGCGCCCGGCACCACCGCCCUCGGAGCCGUGACGUCGCGAUACGGGGACGUUGGGACUUGGGGGGUGCCACCGUGUGUGGACGUGGCCUCUGCACCCAGCCGCGUGCUGGUGGCCGUGGGAACGAGGACCAAGUCCUUCUGUCCCUUUUACGUACCCGUCCCCGUGCCACCACCAGGAGGUGGCACCAAGGGACAGCGCCACGAGGACGCGCGCCCGACUUGGGGCCGCCGCGCUCGCGGGUGGUUUUAGCCUCGUUGAGGACAUUAUAUGGUAUUUAUGAGCGUG